UUAAAAUAUGAAUGUGUAUUGUGACGAUGAUUUCUAAGGAGAAAUAAUCGAUCUAUUUGCAAUGUGAUAAAAAAAUAAUUCAUUCAAUGACGCUCUUAUCAUCAUCGUGGACUUUCAAAACACCAUGAUGUCUAAAACGAGCGAGGGAUCACUCAAGAAAAAUCGUUUCCUGCAACAUAAACGGUGAGCCAACAUUCACCGUCACCAUGAUGAACGUAAUGGCGGCGAUGUCGACGGGCCUACCUCAAAUGGAUUCCACGUCUUCAUCAGUCUUCAACAACACCAUUACCGCCUUUAGCACAACAGCGACCACAACAACAGCCGCAAAUGUAACGUCAUCAGUAGAAAAUCCGACGGUGGAAAAUCUUCCCGAAAAUGUCAACGUGCUAGUGGUGGCGAUCAAGGGUAUUAUUAUGGGCACCAUCAUCACUACGGCGGUUUUGGGCAACAUGCUAGUGAUUGCCAGCGUGCGGAGGCAUCGUAGAUUACGAGUAGUCACUAACUGUUACGUUGUUAGUCUGGCAGCGGCCGAUCUCUUGGUGGCAAUGUGCGCCAUGACCUUCAAUGCCUCAGUGGAGCUCUCAGGAGGAAAAUGGCUCUUUGGGACGGUUAUGUGCGACCUGUGGAAUUCGCUGGACGUGUACUUCAGCACCGCCAGCAUCCUCCAUCUUUGUUGUAUCAGUGUGGACAGAUAUUAUGCCAUAGUAAGCCCGCUUGAGUACACAGUGAUAAUGAAGCAGAGUACUGUGGGAUGUAUGCUGGGUAGCGCUUGGGUCCUGCCGGCGCUGAUAAGCUUUAUUCCAAUUUUCAUGGGAUGGUACACGACAAAAGAACAUCUAGAAUACAUGGUGAAGCACCCGGAGAGUUGCGAGUUCCGAGUAAAUUUACCAUACGCGCUCAUCAGUUCCUGCGUAUCCUUUUGGAUCCCAGGUCUGGUGAUGAUUAUCAUGUACUGUAAGAUCUACAAAGAGGCAAUUCGACAACGAAAAGCGCUCAGCCGGACGUCCAGCAACAUCGUCCUCAAUAGCGUACACCAUCAUCGCUCAUCUACGCGACAUCAUCAUCAUCAACAGAUGUUGCUGCAGGCCGCUGCCGAUACCGGUGAGCUAGCCCUUCAUACAGCACACUUCGCAGUGCCCACGGAGCUCCACGCCGUUAACGGUACUUCGAUACGACAGCAAACAAAAAGUUGGCGGGCCGAACACAAAGCUGCGAGAACACUCGGUAUAAUUAUGGGGGCGUUUCUCCUUUGUUGGCUGCCAUUCUUCCUCUGGUAUCUGACAACGUCAUUGUGCGGCGAAGCCUGUUAUUGCCCGGAUACGGUGGUAUCGGUGCUUUUCUGGAUAGGUUACUUCAACAGCGCCCUAAACCCACUCAUCUAUGCGUAUUUCAACCGCGACUUCCGUGACGCCUUCAAGGAUACCUUAAAGAGCGCCUUACCCUGCUGCGCCAACUGUUGGAAGACACCCUCGCAAUUCGUGUAGUUUGACACAAUUCCGAAAAAUCCGCCUCCAAAAGGCGAGUUCUAAGUCCUUUUUUUCCUCAAUAAAUUUUCAGCGAAAAUCAAGCUUUGUUUCGACGAUUUUUGGACGCCAAUCGACGCUAUUCGCAAUUGACCCUUAUUACUCGAACAUAUUGACUUCACACAUCGCUUCUUCGUUAUUCGUAACAUGGUGCGUAGC
Molecule: messenger RNA, 1682 nt
Organism: Trachymyrmex septentrionalis
Lineage: Eukaryota; Metazoa; Arthropoda; Insecta; Hymenoptera; Formicidae
Product: octopamine receptor beta-3R-like
Exons: 4
Coding region: 207-1484 (425 amino acids)
Biological process (GO): adenylate cyclase-activating adrenergic receptor signaling pathway
Cellular component (GO): membrane
Molecular function (GO): octopamine receptor activity
Source: RefSeq, a predicted model, not a curated record